CGCGCGAUUCAGUCAGUUUCAGGAACUCGAUGAGUAGACAUCGAUGUAACGCGUUGUCGUCGUUGUUUCCAUCUGAAAAGAAGAAAACCAUCAUCAACAUCAGCAGCAGAUUUUCUACCCCGAAAAACGGAGCAAUCCGCAAGACGUGCACGAGAGACGGCGGGAGUGAACGAGAAGGGGCGAUUUUUACGGUGCCGCUCUUCUCAAGUAAAACACUGAGCCAAAACGAAAAGGAAGAGUUUGAGUGAAGGGGAAGAAAAAGUACAGGAAGAAGUUCUUUUCCCAUAAAGUGUCUCUUUCGCCGAAAAAAAAGUGUGGAAAAGUGCUGAAAUUUAAGCCGAAAUCUGGAAAAAAGUGAUUGCAUAAUACUAAUCGUUACGAAUCAGAAUUGUUAAGUGUGUUAAAUCUACUACCAGCAAGUUGAAAAGGAAAAUUACGAUAAAAAUCUAUACCCGCCAAAAAGUGUGUGUGAAUUUCAUAUAAAAGGAGUAAAAGGUAAUUUCCGCUCAGCGGCGAGAAAAAUCAGUGAAAAAUUUCAUCUUCAUUGUCCAAGUUUCGAAAGUUGUUAAGUUUAAAUUCCGGGCGUUCUUCGUGUUCGUCGAGGUUUUUUGUAAUAAAUGCUCUUGUAAAUAGUUUCCCCCAUGUGAAUUAUGUUUUAAAGUCGUUUAGUGACUUGUCCAUGUUUGGCUGUUAGCGGAAGGAGCCCCAGCCCCAGAGAAAAGCUCACCCUAUCCUGUGGACGGAUCCUGAAUUUCCGCUGGGAAGAGAAGAGCGUGAACCCAAUCCCAGAGCCCUGCCUCCCCCCUUUCGAAAGGGGGAUGGGAUCCGGAGUUUUGAGGUCUACGGUAGACCACUCUGUGUUCCGUGGCAUGAUCGGGUUCCGGAGGGGAAGAAGUGUCCGUUUCGUGUGAACAAGUGCUAAACGGAGGCCCGGAAGUGUCUUCUGGGGGUGAAAGUUGGAGUUUUUCCCUCGGAAAAGGAAUAGGAAAGGAGAGCGGUGCAGAAUGUGCAGAAUGUCCGGAUUCUCGACGUAAUCCGGAAUACGCGAUUUGAUCCCUUUGUUUGCAAGAGAUCGUUCUCCGGAACUUCUCUUCCAGUCUCGAUUUCCCUCGAAUAGAGUGCCGUAUCGCAAAGUGUUUUGUCUAAUAUCCAAGUGCAAGUGUGCAAUUAUCUACGUUUCGGGGGGCCAACCGUCGUCCGGAAGUAUGUAACAGUCUGGCCAGACAUCGCCGUGCGUGUGGCCGUUUUCUGGUAAUCUCUCGUAGUCGUCCGCAGAUCCUGAUCAAGGUCCCAAUCCUUGGUCAGACUCCGGUCCGGUCGAGUCGGGUUCUUUCUGGUUUCGCGCCUCCCGUUACCGGUGAUCGUGACCGAUCUCGAUCGAAGAAGAAAUCGUGGCCCCUGUCAGUGAGAAUCCCGGGUAAGUGUGUUGUCCUCGGUUCUUCCCAGUUCCCGUUCAGUGUUCAAUUGUAAAAUGCAGCAGUGGCAGCGGUUCUAAAGCUCGGGGAGCUCGGGAGAUAAGUGCGACAGAAAAAGGAGAAUAUUUUGGGGGGGAAAUUUCGUCGAGCGCGCUUAACGGGUUGACGGGCCCCCAGACCGGAAAAAGUCGCCUCCAUGAAGCACCUGAGGCACAAUGGUACGCGAGACUCGACAUCUUUGGGUUGGAAACUUGCCCGAAACGGUACGAGAGGACAGGAUACGAGAGCACUUUAAAAGAUAUGGCAGAGUUCAAAGUGUUAGAAUUAUCACCUCUCAGGCGUACAAUCCCACCUCCCUCUCGUCGUCAGCUGCUGAAUCAGCAUCGUCCAAGGAUCAGCAACUUCUUCACGGCGACGGAAGCAACACUUUCAACGGACCUAACCUGCUCGACGUUGACGGCUCUGGAGGAAGUGCUUCAGCUGUUGCGGCAUCCUCCUCUACUUCCUGUACGUCUUCAUCGUCCUUUGCUCCUGUGUCCUCUUCUGCUUCUUCUAGUACGCCAUUGUCGACAUCUGCUGCAGGAUCAGCAGUCGACUUCAAUACUAUCAAUAGCACUAGUAGUAGUAACAAUAGUGGUAGUCAUAAGAACAUUCCUCCUAGCUUACUGGGCAGCGGCGGUGGAAAUGGGCUGGUCAUCAGCGUUUGUGCGACGAUCGCCUUCAUGGACAUCCGGUCUGCGUCGAAGGCGCACACUGCCGAACAUAAGUUCGACGAUCGCAUACUGACCACAGAAUACUACGAACCAUCGCUGCUGACGAUGCCCCCAACUGUGGCCCCAUCGACCUUGAGCGGCGGCAGCGUCAAUAAUUGUAGUACAACGACUCCUGGUGAUAGUAAUUGUAAUAGCGCAUCUAGUACUACAAUGCCAAAACAUGGCAGUGGUACCAACGACGGUAGCAAUAGUGCGAACAGCGCCGGAAACAGUAUUCAGUAUCCUUGUCCACCGUCGUCCGGUGCAGGCUUCCAUCCGGGAUCGGCUACCGGCAGUUGUCCCAACAGUAGUAUUAGUAAAUGUGAACCCUCGGGGAGUAAACUGCUAGGGCUUAGCGAUGAACACGGCUCGUUCUACGAGUGUAGCAAUGGCAAUAGUACUAGUAGUAGUGGCAGCAGUAGUAGUAGACCGGCCAGCUUCAACCGCUUGCAGGGUAGCAGCGACGAACACGGACGCCGGAUGUCCUCCUCCUGCGGAUCAGGUGCUGGCGGCUAUUCUAGGGAUCUUUUAGAGGGCGGCGUGGGUUGCGGAAGUGUUGUAGCCAGCGGCCGCGGUCGUCAACGGGAUCGGCAGCACUACCGCAACGGGCCAUAUGCUACGACGACGUUGGCGGAUAGAUCGAACCCAAUCAGUCAUCAUCGCUUAUCGUCCAGUAGCUGGUACAACAGCGCAAACAACAGCAAUACCGGAAGCGGCGAUAACCUAUCGAUCUCGCACCAACAGCAGCAACAGCCCACAGGUCUGAGUCCGGCUCCACUGACACCGACUCGCAGCGUCUACAGCGCAGUCGUUCAACCGGACCACCCGAAUAAGCAGUCGACGUCAACCGCCGCCACCAAUCCGCAAGCGGCGACGUCCAGUAGUGCUGUGCCGACCCACAACAAUCCCAUCACCAACAACAACAGCUAUGAUCAGAGCUUCUUGGUAAAGAAGAAGCACAGCUCGCGCUCAUCAGAUUCGGGAUCGCCGCAGCCUCAGCAGCAACCAUCGACGCACUACCACCAUCAUCAGCACCUGCAGCACCACUCAUCGCGGAACACUUCGCCGAUCUCAUCGACCCAUCACCCCGCUCAUCACCACCAUCAUCAUCCGAGCGGUGGUCACUUGCAUAACCACAUCGGACAUUCCUCGCAGCAACAGACGCACAACAGCCGAAGCGAUCGGUCCAAUUCGAGGUCCCGAUCGCGAUCGCCCAGUAGCUCCUGCUCGUCAACCCACAGUACAACCACCAGUCAGUCGAACGAGACUUGCUCGACGACACGUAGUCCAGCUAUCUUAGCCCAAGGCGUAACCCUCAACAGUGGUGGUCCAUUGUUCGGUAGUUGUCGAGAAGGACGUUCCGAUCGACUAGACCGUGAUCCGGCUGCACGUGGAGGUUUACAGUCGGCUGUAACUGUUAGCAACAACAAUGGUGGAGGUAGUUCAGGCGCCAGCACUAGCAGUGGUUCCGGCGGCGGUAGCCUAAACUGUCACUCAGAUGACAAUCGACCACUGGCGAUUUGCGUUCGUAAUCUACCCGCCCGUUCUUCCGACACUUCGCUGAAAGAUGGCUUAUUCCACGAGUACAAGAAACACGGCAAAGUGACGUGGGUGAAGGUCGUCGGCCAGAGUACCGAUCGUUAUGCGCUUGUUUGCUUCAAAAAGCCUGAGGAUGUUGAGAAGGCUUUGGAGGUGUCCCACGAUAAGCUGUUUUUCGGCUGCAAGAUUGAAGUAGCACCCUACCAGGGAUACGACGUUGACGAUAACGAGUUUCGACCGUACGAGGCGGAGCUGGACGAGUACCAUCCCAAGUCCACCCGAACUCUGUUUAUCGGAAACCUCGAGAAGGAUAUCACGGCCAGUGAGCUGCGAAAGCAUUUCGACUGUUUCGGUGAAAUCAUAGAGAUCGACAUCAAGAAGCAAGGUGUUAGUGCGUAUGCGUUUUGCCAAUAUUCGGACAUUAUCAGUGUAGUGAAAGCCAUGCGUAAAAUGGACGGUGAACAUUUGGGCAGCAAUCGAAUCAAGCUCGGGUUUGGUAAGUCGAUGCCCACAAAUUGUGUAUGGAUUGAUGGUAUUGCGGACGCCGUUGGUGAAGGCUAUCUAAGAUCUCAGUUUGAUCGAUUCGGCGCCGUUUCCCAAGUGACAAUCGAUCGUGAACGAAAACUAGCGUUAGUGUUUUUUGAGCAAGUUCAAUGUGCGCAAACUGCGGUAAAAGAAAUGCGUGGCGCGACGCUUCGAGGGCGUAAACUGCAAGUGGAUUUCGCUUCGCGCGAGUGUCAGGAUGCAUUUUUCGACAAAUUAGACAAACAAUCAUGUGCGUCGUUUGGUUCUCCGCGGUUCGAAUCGGGUGCGGGCGGCCGUUUCAGUGGAAAUCGUUUCUUGGAGAACUCCGGUCGAAGCAGAGCGACAUCAUUCAGCCGACCCGGAAAUCCUCUGAGUCACAGCGGAGCGGUAUCCCCUCGGCUUGAUCCGUCACCGGUUUCAUCGAGUCGCGGUGGCGGUUCCUCAAGUUCACGAUCUCGCAUCGUUCGGUAUUCGAACGAUGAGUACUACCCGGAUGCUACGAAUGCUCACGGAAGUGGUAGCGAACGGCGGUUCCGUAACUACGACGAAUACAGCCAAGGGUCGGCUGCCAGUUCGCACGAGGAUGUCUACGAGCACGAUGGUUACAGUGGCAGUCACGUGAGGAGUAGUGCUCACGAUCGGCUACAACCAUCGUCUACGUCGGACUCACCACCCCCAACCGUGACAUCCAGCGGUCUAUCCUCGUCGAUACAGUCUCGGCUGGGAGACGUAGAACCGACCGUUGGACUUAGUAGGAAGCGAAGCGAGAAAAGUCCAGGUGAUAUACGAUAUUUACAAAAAGAAAGAGUACAUAUUUUAGAACAAUUAGAAGAAUGCCCGUCCAGUGGUGAUGAGUUAGUGAGCCCAAAGAAACGUAUCAAAUACAACCCAGAUGCUCACCUUGUCAGUGACCCAUCUGAUCAUCAUCAUCCCCAUUAUUCUUCUACGGUGGCCAAUUCGGCGGCAGCGGCAAGUGAUUCGACGAGUGGUUUGUGCGGUGAUCCGGUGAUGUCAUCCUCGUCCGGCCGGGGCGGAGGCGUCAGCAGCGGCGAACAUCAUCAUUACAAUAGCAGUAGUAACAAUAGUAACCAUUACAACAAUCACCACCAUCACCACCACCACAACAGUGCGGACAGUGGUGGCCUGCAGUCUGGAUUCUCCACUUCUUCCUCGACAUCGCACCACCGAAAGUGUGUUGAAGUUCGGCGGCUCUCGGACUGCAACCUGCAGCAAUCAAAAUCGUUAUCAAGCCAAUCAACGCCUUCAUCUAUGCAUAGUAACAAUAAUAGCAGAAGACCGUCCACUGACAACGCGUCAUUGCAUCAAAGACAUGGUAGCAGUAGCAGUAAUAGUUCUUCCAGUUUACAACAAUCACACCUAGAUAGCGGACACCUCUAUUCCCAUUCGUUAAACAAGCGGCGGAAAACGAUCCUCAACAGUGACAACAGUAUGACUGUCAUAGCGAGUGCAGGAUCAACAUCGGUGUCGUCUAACGAGCACCAUCAUUCGUCGCGUGGCCGAGGUCACCAGCUACACUCGUUACAUUCGCACGAAGCAAGUGGAGGUGAAAGCGCCGAUGGUUCGAGACCCGGAACACCACUCUGCGAUGAACGGCCAGAAAACCUCCCACCAAGCGAGCCCAGACGAAUACCCACGAGUCGGUCGUACAAUCAGGAACCGCUAAGUUUACCACUACCACGGUUUGCGAUACAGUUCCUGCAGCAGUACCGAAGUCAGGCUUCGUCGUCGGUACCUGCAAUUUCAUCACAUUCAUCAUCCAAUGUUGCUCUGCCAAGCUCUUCGCUGCAUCAGUCAACAUCAUCAUCGUCGUCGUCGAACUCUGCAGCUGCACCGUUCUCAAACGUCACAGCCGCAUCGUCGUCGACUUCUACGUUAUCAACGCAACAGCAAAGCGCUCUAAGUUCUUUGCAUGCCGCUUCGUCCAGUGGUGCUAUUAGUGGUCCUUCACUCUCGUCUAAUUCUAGUCUAUUAACCAACGCUCUGUCGAGUCCACCGCCAACGAAUCCAUCUAAGCUAUCCCUGCUGAUACCACCGAAUAUUGGUUCGAGCAGUAGUUCCACUACUGGGAACACUCCUGCUAGUGCCGGCACGUCGAACAGCAUGGAACAUGUCAACCAAGCACCAGCCAGUCCACUACGCGCCCCUUCCGUUAGUUCAAAUUCCAGUGACUCCGAAGGUGGCCCAUCGACCUCGCCAACGCUGGAGGAACGAAUCAACCGACUCGAUGAAAUGUAUGAAAAAUGGUCAGGCAAUAGCCAAACGCGGAUAAUCAACGCCCUAGGUGAACAUCAUUUUAACGAUCGACACCACAACCAUCAUCAUUUGUACCACCACAAUCAUGCCAGUACGACCGGAGGCAGCCUGAAUCAGUCGCCGCUCUCCAACGUUUCUUCCUCAUCGACGUCCUCGUUCCGGCACAAAUUCCUAGAGCUUGAUGUGCAUGAAGUACCUCCGUCUGACAUAGUAAAAUCAGUACUGUCGCGUAAGUCGAUAUUUGAUGAAGAUCUCAAACGGUUGGAAAACAUAAGCGACAAGUAUGAACCCGGCAUGUUCACGGGCUACACGAAAAACCCUGCGAGUUUCAACACCGUCAGUGCAAACAGCUCAGCCGCUGCAUCGCCGGUGAACACAAUCCUUGCAUCGCAAUCUCCGCUGCAUGCACUCAAAGCUCAAACACCGCCAGCCCCUAGCCUGCAACGACUUGGCAGUUGUAGUACAUCCGGAUCUCCAAUGAACAGUCCUCAGCCAUACAAUAGUCCAAAUCCGUCUGUAAAAUCUGGUCUGCAGUAUCCGUUCCCAAGUCAUCCACCGUCAAUGCCAUCGGUAGCUGUUCCUAGUUCUACAUCCUUGACAGCGUCUGUGACGCUUUCCAUAGCCAGUACGGUCACCUCUGUUGCCGGCAGUACUAAUAGCGGAACGAUAUUGGCUUCUGCAACCACAAGCAGCGGUUCGCUUUCUGCAUCAGCUUCCUCUUCUCCUACGCAUAGCACAGCAUCGUCCACUCCUGGAUCGUGUGCAACACCAAGCAGCUUACCUAGCACUGCGACGAUAAAUACAUCUAGCUCAACGGUAUCAUCCUUGAGCUGCAGCAGUUUGGCUACCCUAGCAAAUAAACCAAAGACCAAUAUUUUAAAUAAAAGUAUUAGUUUAACGGAAAAAUCAAGUACAAAUAUUAGUAGUAACAACAAUAAUAAUUUAACGAGUAACAGUAGUAAUCUAGCGAGUACUAGCGGUAGCAGUAAUACUAGCGUAAACGAAUCAUCUGCAUUGGUAGCAAGUACUACAGCCACUGCAACGACAACGAGCAUACCAACACCGAAAGUAUCCUCAGUCAUUUCUUCUUCUUCUUCUUCGUCAUCGUCAACCGAGACAGUCGCAUCGUCAACUACUGUCAUUGCUUCCUCAACGGAAAGCAGCGCAACAGAAGCUUCAACAAGUGCUUCUACCUCUUCCAACACCUCCAAGAACUCUACAGUAACGGCAGCUCCACCUGGUAGUACAAAUUCCGGUACAGUUAGAUCCAACAGUAUGUCGCAAUUAUCAACGAGCACUUCCACAGAUGGAGUCCAGCAGCAUUCCAAUAGUUCUAACACUAACUCUGGUAUCGAUAACAGUAGCAAUAGUGGCAAUGAAAAAGAGGAAAAACCCAAUAACAAUAACUCCGGUAGCAAACACCACAAAGACCGGCGAAAACUUUCGACGGCUUCGUCCUGCUCGACUAGUUCAACGGGAUCGAGCACGCCCACUGCCUCCUCUAAUGUUCCUUUGCCACCUGAGCCGAAGACAGGUGCUGCAUCGUCUACUGAUGACGAUCAAUCUCAACAUCAGAUCAGUGGGAAGCAUAACAAAUCUAUCAAGUCAAAUAAUCAUCACGGUCAUGGCCAUGGCCACGGUCACGGUCAUAGACAUUCUAGUGACAGUAGUAGCUCUAGCAGCUCAACAUCCACUAAGAACCACAACAAGAGUGGAACCGAUGAUCUGAAUGAAUUUGAUAGGCUUAAGCGAGAGGUACCAGUGAACACAAUCAACUCGCGAAACAAUUCGUCCAACCGCAAGGAGAAGGAGCGUCAAGAACGUGAAGAGAAGGAACGCAAGCUGGAAGAAGAAAGGAUACAAAAGGAAAAAGAGGAAAUGCGCCGUGCUCAAGAGCUGAAAGAGAAGGAACUAGAAGAACAACGACGAAAGGAGAAAGAACUAGAAGAACAACGCCGGAAAGAAAAGGAACUAGAAGACCAACGACGCAAAGAGAAGGAACUGGAGGAACAAAGGAGAAAAGAAAGAGAAGAAGCUGAACGCAGAGAACGAGAGGAACAUGAACGGCAACUUCAACGGGAGCAGGAACUAGAAAAAGAGCGACAGCUGCAAGUUGAGCGUGAAGAGCGAGAAAAGGCAGAACGUGAAAAGUGGCAGAAGCAGGAAGAAGCCAGAAUGGCCAAGGAAUCACUCAAGAAUGAAUUCGAGUCAUGUGACAGCUUCACAAAUGAUCACGGUUCUGAUCGAAUUGAUCGAGUGAAUUCCACUGACAGCAAUUCGCCCUCGCAGGCUACUUCGAAGCGACGACACAGUUCCCAAGACAGCAAUGAUUCUCCAGCCGAAGACGCUAACGCAAUGAAGAAGCAUAAACAUAAUAACAUUGGCGAGCGUCGCGAUUCCGGAAAAGACGGUAAACGUGAGAAGCAUCAUAAGAGUCAUAACCGAAGCGAUAAGUCAUCUAAAUCUUCUUCAGGCUCAUCAACUUCUUCAGACAAAGUUCAUUCGCAUGUAAAUGCCCUAUGCAGUGUGGGUAAACACGACAACCAUGACGAGAAGCAGCAAUUCCUACUAGAAGAACGUCGCAAAGAAAUUUCAUUCUCUACUGAUGGCGAUUCCAUGCAGUUAAGUCACCAUCCCAAGAAGAAGGACCGUUAUCAUGAGAAGCACAAGUCCAAGAAAGAUCGGGAUGCUUCUAGGGAUAAAGAAAACACACAGAACGCUAAUUUCCCUAUGGAUUACAUCGACCACCGUUCCACCAGUGACGAAGAUGAACAUGCUCGUCUUCAGCACAGAAAAGAGCGUAAAAGUUCCAAAGAUUACAGUCGACGAUUUCAUGGUGAAAGUGGCGAGGAGUAUAAGAAGUAUGACAGAAAGCUCAGUCGUGCCGAAUCUUCCGCUGACGAAGAAGGCAGAAGGAAAAAGAAUCAAACUAGCAAUAUCCGUACAAAAACAACCAACAGCUCAGAUACGGAUGAUUCGGAUGAACCUAAGAAGCAUUCUAUCUUCGAUAUUCCGGAUGAUGGACCCAAUAUUUCAAUGUACGACAAAGUGAAAGCUCGGUCAUGCAAGAACAUGCAGCGACAAGAAGAAGAGAAGAAGAUCAAGGCCAAAUUCUCAAAGCUGAAGCAGAGUCGAGCUAAGCGCGAGGGCAAGAAUCGGUCGAAGAGUUGGGAUGAAGAUUCUGAUACCGAUGGUAUGAACUCCGAUACAACCAUCAACAGUAAGUACAAUCAUAAGGAUCAUCUGAACAAGAGUGGUACAAUUACUACAUCGGAGGACGAUGAUCAUCUGCCAUCAACGCCCAGAAUGAGACGACCGAAAGAACCACUUGCUACCGAUUCGGAAGAGGAGUCCAACCGUAUUCGUUCUAACCGAGAUAGGUUGAAUGAUCUUUGUGAUGACGAAAGCUCAGACGGAGAUCACGCAAGUAAACGACCACCUCGCACGCCUCGUCGGCAUUCUGAUGAGAAGAAAAUGUCAAGAAAGAACUCGACCAGAAUACACUCGGAAACUGAUUCAGAUGGCCAUCACUCUGUCGUGAGAAAAACACCAACUACACCAAAUUGUGAAAGCAAGCCUGAACCCUCAGAUGUCCAAAUGGAUCACAUCACCAUCAAGCAGGAAAUGAAGAGCGAAGAAGAUACUCAGGAGGGAGUCAGCAAAGUAGAAAUCAAGAUGGAGACUAGAGUUCAACCUCCAUCUGCACUAGUGACAAGUGAUGUAUCCGAAGAUGAAGACGUUUCUAAACCCAUCAUCAAAUCGGAACUCAUCCCAAGCACUAUGAUCAAGAGAGAACCAAUUGAUGAAGGAUUCAACGUCGUGAAGAAUCGCUACGCCGAUGUGUCAUCUGAAGGUGAGCCGAACAUGAUAACGGUGGCCAACGCGGAAAUAGAGAAUACAGUAAACAGCGCAGUUGACCAGUUGAUGUACGGACAUUCAGAAGGAAAGAAACGACACAAGAAAAAACAGAAGCGUCACAAGAAUGUCGAAGGAUCGGAAACAGAUGUGAAGAGCGAAAAGGAACAUUCACCACAUGACGACGCUUGUUCGGCGAACUCUAUGUUUGAUGAGCUGAAGAAAUCGUCCGACGAUCAGAUUUAUGUCAGUUCGAAGAAAAGGCAUGGUGGUAAGAAGGAAAAGAGGCGAGAACGUUCUAAAGAGGAUCAUGAAAAGUCUGGCAAAUCCAAGAAGUCGAAGAAUAAGCAUAAGGACUCGAACAAGAUAUCAGACGCCAUGACGACAAAUGUGAAGCGAGAAGAGAAGAUAGAAGACAUCUUCGGUCCCAUAUCUGAUGAAGAAUCUCAACAUUCGUCUGUGGAAACCGAAGUGUCAGUAAAACAAGAGCCAAGUGAUGUGAAAACUGAAGAUACCGCUAAACUAGAAGAACUGUCUAACGAAUGUGAGCAAACCGAGAGGGAGAAAAAUAAGGAGGAAUCUAGGAAGAAAAAAGAGAAGAAGCGUCGUGAACGUGAAAAGCUUCGAGCGACGAUUACUAUGAAAGAGGAAGAAAAUAGUGUGGAUAUGGAUGAAGCGGGUCGCGCUCUUGAAGCCCAACUCAUGAGUGAUUCUGACCAGAAGGCUGAAGAUGCUUCACCGACGUCAACUGUAACUACUAGCGGAAAACGUUCUUCCGUUGACGUGAUGGAUGUAUUCCGAUUCACUGACGGAGAUGACAGCAUGGAAACAUCGUUCACCGAAAAGAAAGAGUCCGAACAUGGUCGCAAAGAAAAGAAAAAGAAAAAGAAGAGAGGUAAAGAUGAGAAGCACAAACAUCAUCAUGGUAGCAAUAAUCAUACUAAUCCUCCAACAACUACUCCGAUUACUCCGACAGCGAAUAAGUUAUCCUUGGACAUCAUAUCAGCCCAACAAGAGGAUAAUAAACAUAGCAUCAGUAAACCUUCUCCGAGCUUACCAUGUUUGCUUGACGAGAGUCCGCCGGCUUCGAACAGCAGCCAACCCACUCAAUCAAUGUACGCAUCUACGCCAUCUAGGCAGCUUCUGUCACCAACUCCAACGGUUCACGAAAUGGCUAGUUCUACACCGACCAAAGAUGAAAUCGAGUCGGCGCCAACCAGUGUCAAAGAAGAAAGCGCACAAUCUAAGCCUGUUGAUUCGUCGCAGGCGAAACGAAAACCUGAUAAAUUGAUUCCCGGAUUUGGCACUGACAUCGAUGAACAAUUGCAUGAAAAGGCCGUUCUAUCCAUUUCCGGCGAGUUUAUUACUGAAAAGGUUAAUAAAAAAGAAGCUAAGAGUACGGAUCCUGUCGAUUCUCUGAAGAAUAAAUCGGAAGAGGUGAAACUAGAAGAAAAGUCGAGAGUAGUGAUCUCACAAGAAGAAACCGAAGAUGCAGUUGCUGCCCUUCUUGGUGAGAGUUUCGGAACAUCGAACACUCAAGACUUCUCAAUCGACUAUUCCGAAGAUCCGGUUGAGGAAUCUUCUUCACAGUUAGCUUCCGAUUCUCAACAAAUCCCCGAGGAAGACAAUGAAGAAAUCAAGAAAGCUAUUCUUAGCUUGAACACUGAAGGGCUUGACAUGAAACCUGAUACACCGACAUCUGAGCACGAUUUGCAAAUAGAUACGGACACUGAAGAUCAAAUUGACGAUGAACAUCCUGCUAGUCUGCUCCGAUUCGAUAAUCCACCGAAGACUCCGGAUGUGGAUCUGAGUCAAAUCGGCAAACCAUUGUCAGAUACGUUGAAUAGCAGCUCUUCGGCGCCGAAUUCUGCAAAGAAGGACGAUAAGCUUGAAGUUCCUGACACACCUGGCAAAAAUGUACCGAUUGUGACUAGCUCGCCGUCAACAUCAACAUCUCAGAGUACUUCUAUAUCGACAGCCAUAGUUAGUACAACGACCACAUCUGCACCAAUCGCUAGCAUUGCUCCAGCGAUCGCAACUACUAGUGUAGCUAGCACGCCACAACCACCAGUGGUUGCUCCGGUACCUGCGAUAAUUGAUCAGCAGAAAAUGUUACCGUCGGCUAUUAGUUCAGGAGUUCAGGAAACACAUACGAAACUAGUGAACACGACACCUCCGGUCACGAAACAAAUCUCGGUGACGACAUCGCCAGCCUUGCCAGUGCAAAGCAAACCGACCCCAGUUGUUAUACAGAAAACAACGGUUGUAAAUCAACCACCGAUGGUUGGUAAUCUACCACAGAUUCGACCGCAAGUGGUGAUGCAGGCACCUCCAACGAUAACGAUCCCCGAGCAACAUGCUGUGUAUCAAACGAUGGACGCAAUGAUGUCUCCCAGAGGACUAUGUGGUAACGAUCCCAGAAUGCAAUCCCCCAAAUUGCAACAUCAGCCACUAUCACCGUUCUCGAGAACUUCGUCCCCGACUGCUACUAGUCCAAACCUACUGAGACCCCAGGUAAUGAUUCAAAACCGACAACCUGCUCAGUUGAGUCCAGUAGUUGGCCCUCAUCAAAUGGCUGUCCAUUCGCCAGGCAGUCAUGUUGUAGUUUCCUCUCCAAGUCCCACCAAUCAGUCUGUUCCGAAACCCGUGCAAAUGGUACAAUCUGGCAGCACACCAUCCCGAUUCCCUGUGGCAAUGGGACAAGUCAAAACACCACCAUUAUUGCAGAAACCAAAUGAACAACCACAACUAGCAAAGCCUAAUCUGGCUACAUUCACUAACCUGGGUAUGGCUUCUGGGGUACGCGUUGUGACAACUAGCACAUCAUCUAUGCCAACGCUCGGAAAUGAAAACCCACCGAUUUCGACUGUUGGAACGAAGCCUGUGGUAAGCACAACUCCAAUGCCUGUGUCUACUGGCUAUGUUAUACACCCUAACACUAAACCUCUGGACUCUGUUCCAAAGGCUCCACCGGGAACACCAACGAAAACCAUCAUUCAUCAGCAACCGGUAUACCUUCAGCAUCCUAUCAAACAAUUCAUGCCACAACAACCCGUUUCGCAAAUGGGAAUGAGUCAACAACCGAAUCGUCUGUCACAACCUGUGCUUACACCAGUAAGUAACGUUAUCAUCGCAAAGCCACAAGAUUCAAAAUCCCAGAAUACUAUUUCUACCAUCACUUCAAAUCCAAACCACCAGGUGCUACCCUCUGGUAUGAGUUUGCAAUCAGAUAACCCUCUGUCAGUCGCUAAGAGUAGUUCAGAUAAGUUAGUCGAACCGAAGGACAAGUUGUCGUCUCUGGACGAGAAAGAUCGGGCUCUUCCGACUGGCUUAGCUAGCACAGUGCUACAUCAACCUGUAAUGAAACUCGAAACUCCGGCACCAAUUGACGAAUCCGCAAGAUCUUUGCUCACCGAAGAGAAUGUCGCAAAGAUUCCUGACAACUCCAGUGUAUCAAGUGUUCUGGAUAUCGAUCCGGAAGAUCAGGAGGCGGACUCUAAAGAAGACAGUGACUACUGGUCUUCUAAGGAUACUAUCAUCGAUUCGGUGAUCAAGAAAGUUGAUGCGCUCUGUUCCGAGGACGACAUUUCGGAAGGUGGCUCUGAAAUCAACAAAGAAGAAUGGAACAAAGCCGACGACAAAGCCAAAACUGUUGAAAAAGCACCACUUUUGAAUGUAUUAAGCACAUCUGGAACUCAAGGUUUGGAACUACCCAAAGCAGAAGAAAAGAAGCUGGAACCUACUACCUGCAUCAGUACGAUUCCGUCGACUAUUCCUGUUCCGUUGACGCCAAUAGUAACCAUGGCGCAAACACCUUCAUCUGCCUCAGAGCCUAUCACGACUUCACCGGAAGAUGAUGAUACAGAAACAAGAUCAACCGAAAGCACUCCCCCUAAUCGAGGAGGGAAGCGUGGAGGUCGACGUGGAGGACGAAAGACAUCGGAAAGCCUAUCAACACCAGUCAAACCGUUGGUUCCGGAGAAGAUGCCUGAAAUGGAUUUAGGGACGCCAUCGAAGCGAGGCGGAAAGGCAGGUUCGAAACGUAGCAGAGGUGCAGCAAGAGGUGGUGCUGUGAGAGGAGGAGCGUCCAAUGUCCAACCUUUGGUAAUGGCAGGCGGAAAAGGCAAACAUGCAAGCACCGGAUCGGAUGUCUAUGAAUUCCAUGAUGAUUCUGGUGAAGAAGUCACCGGCAGCGACAAACAACAGGCGGAUGGAUCGCGUCCAAGGCUGAUCCUUACGAUCAAAGGUACUACUGCAAGUCCAACUCCGAGCACCAGUACCGCUCCGGUCGUUGUUACAUCUGCUCCGAUCAUACUGCCCACCAUGACCACUGUCGGAACUAUCAGUACUCCGUCGGCACAGCUACAACCAACAACUUCCUGCCCAGCUCCCCAACCACCGCUGGAAAUGCAAACUAUCCCUGCACCAGCUGUAGAUGCUUCAAAGGAGGAAUUCAUUCAUCCAACUUCAGGAAACACUCGCAAGUCGCGUCGCUUGCUGGAGAAAGACGGACGUACCACUGUGGAUGACAUCAUAGACGAUGUAAUUCGUAAUGGUCCAUCAUCAUGUGUAAUGCCGAGUGUACCUGCCCAACUACCAUCCCAGCCACCGACACAAAUGAUCCUGCAGCAGUUCCAGCCACAACAUGUGGUGAACCAGGUCAACCAGAUCAUGUCACCAGCGCAGCCACAAAUUGUGCAGAUGCAACAGCAUCCAACCGGUCCAAAUGAUCUUCCCGGUCCAGCUGGAAGAAGGAAUGCAAGGCACAAUGCAACCCCUGCAAAUGCUAUGGGUCCUGAUGCUCGUAAAUCUCCUCGUGCACCACGUAAAGGAAAGGAUCGCAAGAUAUCGGAAACAUCUAACGACAGUAACGAUGAACGAUCAAUGAGCUUACCAAGGCCAGGACAGAUGGACGGCAAAGUUGAAGAAGCCUCUGUCUCUGGUACUUUGUCUGCCACAACACCGAUAACACCGAGUGUCUCUGUAACGCGACCUAACGAGAUGGCCUCGUUGGCAGAUAAAUCUAAAGAGAAGCCUAAAUCUGCCGAUGAUGUUAAGAUGGAGCUUGAUCCAGCCACUGGUGAGCUUACUGUGACUCGACCAGGGAAAGAGGGUCAAUACUUGGUCAUGCCAAACGCUCCACAACCUCUAAAAAAGGUCAUAGCAGCGGCAGCAAAUGCGGCUCAAAAUGCAGUUGAACACCUCAAAUCAUCUCCUACUCCACCGAUCUCUGCUUCUGCAUCGCCCAUCCCUAACAGGACUCCUACACCUGGGUCUGCACCUUCACCUGGAAUGACGAGGGUUCCAACACCUAACACUAUGGUUAAUCCACACCCUACUCAGCAAAUGGAAGCCCAGAAGUUGUCUGCUGCAACAUUGGCGAAGCAAAGCACGCAAUUGCCAUCGAACAUUCCAGCGCCCACUGGAAUUGUACCAUCACCGCAUGGCAAUCCUGGAGCCGUUCUCAUACAACACACGGUGGGUCAAGGAAUGCCACAACCUCCAACAAUCCUACAGCAGGGUCCCCAUAAUAAGCCUCAUUCAUUGAAGGCACAUGUUUUGAGUUCGCAACAGAUCAUAAGUCAGCAUCCUCAGCCAGGAAAACCGAUUUACCCACCAUCUACACAGUCGCAACCUCAGAUUGUGUACAAAUCGGUCAUCCCACAACAACCGGGUUCGGUUUCUGGUGCUAUCCAUACCACCACCGGCAAACAGAUCCAUCCCAGUACCAACAUGAAACUCCCUCCUCAGGGCAUGCCUACUCAAGGUAUUUCCCAGCAUCCUGGACCUCAGCAGAUAAUCAUUCAAAAUCCAAUGCCCCAACAACAAAUGACAAUCAACAAGCACACGAUCAUUAACAAAGCUGGACCACCACAGCAGCAGGGACAUCCCUCAGCCGUACAUCAUCCACCAGGAAGCGGAAAUCUGCUGAUCAAUAUUCCUCCUAAUCUCCAGCAAAUGGGCAAUAUUCCCAUGUCUCCGAGAAUGCCCCAUCACGUGGUUGUUACCAACAGCAAAGGUCAGCCGGGACAAAUGCAGUCUCAACAAUCUCAUUCCCCUCAAAUCAUCCACAAACAAACCAAUCAACCGCCACAACCAGGUCAGCAAGGACCGCCUGGUGGCCCUCAGCAAAUCAUUAUCCACAGCAGCAAAGCACCACCAGGUCACCAUCAAAUCCCUGCCGGAUAUACUACUGUGUUGCAAACUGGAGGUAAAAUCAUCCAUCAAGGUCCUGUUCAACUCGCAGGACCAGGCCAACCCCAACAACCGCAGCCAGGCAUACUUGGAAAGCAACAAACGCAAACCAUCCAAAUCUCCAGUGCUAGUGGAGUUCCAAUCCACUAUCAACAACAGCCAAUCCAAAGUCAGCCUACGGUGGUCCACAAAACCGUUACAACCGUUCAUGGCAAUCAACACAUCAAGAUACAACAGCACAAAGUUGGUCCGGAAGCCGUUGGUCAUAUGCAUGUUGGUGGAAAGCAUCCAGUUGGUUCGGUAGGAACGAAAAUACCUCUCCAACAGCAGCAACAAAUGCAACCAGUCGGAAUGAUGAAACCGAACCACAUAACAACCGGACCUGUGGCAACGAUCAGUGUCAACCAACAGCAGCAGCAAACUGCUCCGCCACCCUCUCCAUCGCAGCUGGUAACCAUUCAGCCAGGCAAAGGAGUGUCCCCUCACUUGCAUGCCCAACCGCAGAUCCUAACCGGUGCCGUUGCAAGUCCUCCGCUGAAGCAACCACACAUGCAGAGUCAACAGCCGAUUGUAACGGGUGCGAGCAGUUCGCGUGUAGCAUUGCCACCGAUCAGUCCGCAGGGACAACCUGGUCAGCAACCGCCACCGCCGGCGUCCCAUAUGCGACAUGUACAACAGCCCGGCGGGUUGAUUGUGCCGUCACAGGUGACCUACGAAUCCAACCAGCACGGAGAUUUGGUGGCAGGGUUCAUCGCUCGGGGCCAAAGUCCUCCACCAGCACAUCAGCAGCAAACGUCGCCCAUUACACCGGUACUUAAUGAUCCAUCCUUCCGUGGCGGAAUGCCUCGAGAAUAUACCAAGUACAUGUAUAGCAGAGGAAACAUCCACAUACCGAGUAGCAGGUCCCCAAUGUUGCCAGGGUCUGUGGAUCAGCGUGAGUUGUCCGAAAUGGAAGAAAGUGUGGCAGCGAGUCCGCCACUCGAAUUGCGGCGUCCAGCAAGUGGUCCACGUGUCCAAGUAACGACUGCCGUACCGAGCAGUUUGCAGAGUCCUGGAGAUCGUUCCACAGAUUCACCACAAGUGGCACAAGUGUACAUCGGAAGUGCUCGUGUUCCACACAACUAUUCGGAUUCACUCACCCGCUUCUACGAUCCGGCAGCUGGGCCGAACGCUCCUCCGCGUGCAUUGAGUGCUGAACCACCACCAGCACAUCGACCUCACAGCUUGAUCAACACCGGAGCAGGAUUCCCUCCGGGAUCCUACCCGGGAACUCCCAGCCAGACACCGCCUCCAGCGUCACCUGCUAAUCUCGCUCAAAUCCAGCAGCAGCGUGAUCAACAGCAACAGUCUCAACAGCAGCAGCAACAGCGCGAUCGUGUCACUCUGACAGGUCACGCAGCGGUCGCUCCGGUAUCCGGUGCCCCGUUGCCCGCCCAUAGUGGAAGCUUGCCGGCUUCGCUAAGCCAACAGCAACCACAAUCCCAACCGCAACAACAGCCACCACCUGCUGCUGCUGGACGAAACCUACAGGCCGCGACUCCACCGAUCGGAGGAGCCGCCGCCGCUCAGAUGCCGUCUGCUGGUCCGCCAGCACCGGCACAAAGUGACUCGCUGGAGGCACUGCUGCAACGCUAUCCGGUCAUGUGGCAAGGAUUGCUAGCGCUGAAGAACGACCAGGCGGCCGUGCAGAUGCACUUUGUGCAUGGCAAUCCAGGCGUAGCAGGAAGUUCACUGCCGAGCAAUAGCGAUGGCACGACACCUCCGCUACGGAUUGCUCAGCGAAUGCGGCUCGAACCAGCGCAGAUCGACGGCGUCGCGCGGAAGAUGCAAAUGGAUCAAGAGCACUGCAUGCUCCUGGCGCUUCCGUGCGGCCGCGACCGGAUGGACGUGCUCCAGCAGCAGAACAACCUGCAGACCGGCUUCAUCACCUACCUACAGCAGAAACAGGCCGCCGGCAUUGUGAACAUUGCCGCCCCGGGCAGUUCGCAGGCGGCCUACGUCGUACACAUCUUCCCGUCGUGCGAGUUUGCCAACGAGAACCUGGCGCGUAUCGCACCGGACCUGAUGCACCGGGUGGCCAACAUUCAGUACCUGCUGAUUGUGAUUGCCACCGUGUAGGAAAACGAAGGUGAGUACGACCCCGGAUAUGACUGAACACCCGGAUUUGACAGACGCAAAUCGUACCACCCAUCCGCAAGACGAGGUGGUGCGUUUCAUGGAAGAGGAUGUGAAAUGAUCUCAUUAAGAUUACACGGAAUAAAUAUUAGUAGUAAGCUGCUACCUGCUAGAGAGGAAAGUUUAGUGAACCGGAGUCACGUUAGCGCUCUAGCGCAGUGAUAAUCGAUAAGGUUUUAAAUUGCAGUGUAGGAUACAAGGAGGUUACUUAGAGAGUUUGUGAGACAGGAUUAGGGAAAAGGCAGUAGAAAUAGUGCGUUGAGAGCAUAAGUUGUUGAGUAAUAUGGUAAGAAAUGAGCAAGAAAGUGGUACAUUAUAGGGACUUAUUAUUAAGUGGUUGAAUAAUCUUAACGACAGAAAAGAGCGAAACUACCCGACUAAGAAGAAAAAAAAAUACAAUCGAUUGGUCCGAGCUGCGCAGCUUACAUGUUCGUAGUUGCUUUCGAUGCGACGAAAAUACACGCAUAGGAAGAGGAUGAAGAAAGUUUAUGUGACAACUGUGAUUUUGAUCAUAAUUUUUAAGUAUUAUGAACUUUUUAUACCGUAAACUGCAAAACUAAGCAACUGAUUAAAAAAAAGGGAGAAAUCGCGUGUAAUAGACGUCUAACGACACAUGUUGAGUAAAUUACGAGUAACUCUACUGAGUCCCGCUCUUGAGUUUUUUUUUUGUUGGGCAAUGUCCCAAAUACAUCGGAGGAUGGAAAACUGAAACUGAAAGAGAUUUUUGUACAUGCUGGUAAAAUGAGCGCAAGAGGAGAGUAUGGAUUUAUCUUUCCUCGUCUCAUUCCCCCUAAUUUAUUGAAUUAUUGUUUUCCUUUUCUGUUGACAGGUGUGUAAAAUAGGUACUUUUUAGUUUUUUUUUUCAUUCCCGUAGAGGAAACGAUUUGUACGAUAUAUUGGAUAGAAGAGUUGAAGGCGGAGCUGUCGUAAAAUAUUUAUAACGUGUAAAUACAUAGAGCAGAAGUAAUUGUUGAAGCUUAAAUAGUAGUUUUACACUAAUAACUUGAAAACGACGACGAUGAAGAAGAACACAAGAAGAAGAAGAAUAAGAAGAAGAAGAAGUAUAAAACGAGGAUAAAAUGUAAAAAUAAAUAUUUCAUAUAAGCUAACUGGUAAACAAUUCAAUGUAGGUCUCAUGAACUGUUUCUGACGAAGAAGAGAUAAGCAUACAGCAAUGCUCGCAGAAAUUGCGCAUGCAUUGUCGGAAAAGUAAACGAUAAAGAAUAGGCGAUAAGUUUCCUAAAAUUGAAGUUAUUGUUUUAUUUUAAAGAAACUAACUUAAGGCUAGUACUACGUGUAGUUCACACAUACACACCCACAUUUGUGUAAAUAUAAUCUUAAAAUAUGGCGUUGCAAAAAUGCCAAGAAACAUCGGAGAAUAAUGCUGUUUUAGAAGUCUACUGUGGUAAGAUCCUAAAUCUAAAAUAUUUACGCAAAAUUCUUGUUUGUACAUAGAACGCUGAUUAUGAUACAAGCAACAAUCACCAGCACUUUAAACUGUGGUGUGGUGAUGAAAAAUGACACAACACGAGCAAAUAUUUUGCCGCAGUCAUUUGUUCUAUCGAUUGAUUUGUCUCCUGGAUGAAUACCUAGGUUUUGUGAUGUCGCGAGUUAACGCUGCCACAUACACACACAUACAUACACACAUACACACGUGUCCUGCCCAUGGUUGUGAGCCGCGCCUAUUUGCAGAUAAGUUUUACUUUUAAUUGACAAAGUGCACAAUUUGUUGAUAUGCGGGAAGACUUUCGGCAGCUUCUGUAACGUUUUUCAUCCCAACUGUGUUUCGUUGGAGCGCGACACGUGAUCCCAGCACUACUUCACGUGUCAUCACUCGGCGAAUGCAUUGUUCUUCUACACCAACAGAAACAUUCUUUCGAUUCGUACGUUUGUGUCGGUUAAAAUUCUUUAGGCGGAAAGAUAAAUUGCUCAUUAGAUUGGUAGGGUGGGGUAGGCUUUACUUCCACCGUUUAAAGUAAAAAGAUGAUAGCAUACUUUAACAACUCACACACCCGUUAGAGAAACCCAAUUCUGGAAACGCGUUGUAAGUUGGAAAAGGAAAUCUAUUUAGAUAGCAAAAUUAUGUGUAUGUGAACUGAAUGUGACACCUACAUGGGCGAGCAAACAUUUGAAUUGAGAAAAUGUUAGGCGAUCCGAUUGACAUAUAGCGCAUCAACGACAGGCAAAAGGCACACCAUAAUAGAAAGCUUAUGGAGAAUCCUUUUUGUGGAACAAGAAUCGUGACUACAAUGUGUUUCACAGAAAAAAUGAAAGUAAUCACCAAAAAUAAAAAAAUGUUAUAAAGAGAAGAUAAAAGCAACUACAAAAAUCAUUAAACUAAUAAUCAUUAAAAAAGAGUCAUCGAAGCAGCAGCGUUGAAUACGAUAAAACACAGACACACAAACACGCGUAGGGGAGAGCACUGUCACUCACGCGGUAGAACACAACACUGAAUAAUUCUACAUGUUAAAAAGGAGAAAAGAGAAAAAAAUAAGAAA
Messenger RNA from Aedes aegypti (yellow fever mosquito), 21228 nucleotides. RefSeq names its product protein split ends (gene spen). Gene Ontology annotation, molecular function: mRNA binding. Gene Ontology annotation, biological process: regulation of transcription by RNA polymerase II. Gene Ontology annotation, cellular component: nucleus. The transcript has 13 exons. Lineage: Eukaryota; Metazoa; Arthropoda; Insecta; Diptera; Culicidae. The coding region runs from base 1631 to 18673 and encodes 5680 amino acids. The record is from RefSeq and is a predicted model, not a curated record.